Messenger RNA from Suillus clintonianus, 3384 nucleotides. RefSeq lists its product as uncharacterized. The record is from RefSeq and is a predicted model, not a curated record. NCBI's taxonomy places the organism in Eukaryota, Fungi, Basidiomycota, Agaricomycetes, Boletales, Suillaceae. The transcript is spliced from 4 exons. The coding region runs from base 117 to 3053 and encodes 978 amino acids. Gene Ontology annotation, molecular function: protein binding.
GACCUGCCUUUGUUUAAGAUCAUCACCAGCGACACCGCACCUCUGUAUAGUAGUACAGCCAUUCCACCCCAUGGUACUUUUAUCUUUCAAUCGUGUAAUCGCCUAGGCACCUUGUCAUGCUGGCCCCUUCCAGAAACCACAGAGCAGAAGCAAAGUUUAACGUUGCCACUGAAUUCCCACAUCUAGGGCUUCAUUCAGCUGCUGUAUCAGGCGAUAUCGGACUAGUUCAGUUUGCUCUCAAUCAUGGUCAACCCGUCAAUUCUGUACUAGACGGCGUUCUCCCUCUACACGCUGCUUGUGCAGGUGGUAAUGAUCUCGUAGUCAAUCUUCUCAUAAAACACGGAGCAGACGUCAAUGCAUCAAGACUUCCCCGCAGGUAUUCAGAUCGCAGCCGUGAUUGUGCCGCCGCUCCUAUUGUCGGUCCUUCUGGUGCAACCCCACUUCAUUUCGCUGCUGCAAACGGUCACGCAAGCGUCGUUCGCACACUUCUUAUCCAUGGCGCCCAUCCUAAUCGUCCAGAUAAGCACGGCAUCACCCCUGAGGUCGUCGCCCGUCAAAAUGGCUGGAUUGAGUGCGCUGAUAUCCUCGCAAGCGAGAUUCUUGCACGUGCACGCGGUGAUAAUACACCCGAUAGCGACGGUCAUUCCUCUAGGGAGCGGUCCCAUGCUCCUGUCGAGCACCUUGAAUCUUCCCUAAGAAAGAAGCUCCACUUCAAGCGCUCUAUCGACCACGCUCUUACCGCACUCAAAGUCGCAAGUGGCGCUCCUGAUAUCGACCAACAACCACCCUUUGUGCGCUCUGGAUCCUCUGAACAAGAUGACAUACAACCUCAAGACUCGCCAUCGUCUGGUCGUCGCCCAUCUCUUCACGACGAACAACCUCACCGUCCCUCACUCCCAAAAAUUUCACGUCGUCCGAGAUCGGCAGGCACAGGCGCCGAGGCUACCCCUCCCAGAAAACUAAAUUCUAAGCUGUCACUCCUCAGCUUGUUCAAGAAAUCAAAUGUCGAUGCUUCUUCGUCUAGCGUUACCUCCGUCUCAGAGCUCCCGAUCAAUUCCCCCCCUUCUUCUUCAUCACCAGUUCCUGUCCCUGGGACAGCAUCGCCCGCAUCAACUGCGGCAAUAAUAUCUUCCCCACGCCUCUUCCCCGCACCUCUCUCAUCAUCUCCGCACGAGACACCCGCGCAUGAACUUCACCGCCGCAGGCUUGAAACCAAUCCUGCACGCGCUUCCCCCGACCCAAAUCCAUGGCAUCGUUCUACCAGUUCCUCGUCCACACCUGGCGAGGAAAUACCGGAGCCAACAGCCCCUGUGAGACCAGGCAUAUUGCGCAUGCACGCUCGCUCAUCUUCAGGCCAAGCCUCCCAGCAACUCCCCACAUCCCGUAUUAUCCGCUUUGACAACUCUACCUCCAGUUCCUCCUCCCUCGCCGCACGCGCGCGUAGCCCACCAUCACGUGGGAGCGUUCCACACGACAGCCGCCUGCGUACCCUUAGCAUGGGAGCAGGCGCCUCGGACGUCGAUCGUAUACCAGAUACAAUCGAAGAAUCCCCUCGCAUACCGCAGUCUCCUCCCCCGAUCCUAGUCAACGCCAUCGACCUCGAUGACCUCGAAGACGAAGAAGAAGAAUACGGCGUACCCAUUUUCCACUCCGCAUCCACGCCCAACAUCAUGCUCACCCCCGACCGCGCAGUCCCAGUGUCCGCUCAAUUCCCAUUCAGCAUCAACGUGCCUCCUCCUGACGACAGUAUUAUGUCUUCUGAAAGUCGUCUGCGUGGAGACUCUGUGAGCAGCGCAGGCACGACGGGUACUGCGAGCACGUACACGCAAUCUAGCUCGAGCGACGCAGCAUGGCCUCCAACGCCCUCCUUCUCCGGCGCCAGUCCCCUAAUUGCGUCCCGCUCCAUGGACACGGACACCAGCAUAGGUAUAGACGGACUCCCCAUGUCCCCCCGCGUUCGCCGAACGCCUUCAGGUCUCGACAUUUCCUCCAUAUCCUCACGAGCGGCGGUAGAAGCGCUCGUUCAGCGGGCGCAGCAAUCUGUCCUUGACAUGGCUGUUGAUUUGGAGGAGAAUUCGAAGAGAGAUAAAGGGACUGGACGGACGCCUUUGAGCUUGAGGUUGGCGAUGUUUGGGGAGAGUUUGGCUAUUGAGAGGAUGAUGAAGGAGGAGGAGGAGGCUGUCGAAAAGGGACUGCUAGUUGUUGAUGCGGGGACGACACCUCCUGCCAGCGGUUUGGGUGUGGGCGAGAGGUCCUUGUUGUCGAGCAGUAGGCCUCGCGCUGUGGAUAUGACUUUUUCGAGGAGUAGUAGCGGGAGUGGUGCAUCUAGUGAGGACGCGUCGCUCCAGCAUCGCACACGGAUAGCAUCAGACGAAAUUAGGCGGACGGCCUCUGCUGAUUUCAGGCGGACGAUGUCAGAUUCGCCCUUUGACGGCAUCACGCGAACCUCGGAUAACACCCGACGCACGCGCAGUCCCCCUGUCGCAUCGCGACACCUCCCACUCCCACUCCCCCACCAGGACUCACAGCAUCCACAUCCCCUGCCACUCCCCAGCCCACGCACGCAGAAAUCGUAUGAGGCGUUCGCGUAUACGCCACCGCGGUCGCGUACGCCUGACCCAUACGAUACAGACCCAGAUGAAGAUGCAGAACUGCCGGGUUUGGGUAUCGGUUUGGGUAUGGGCAUGGGUAUACCUCUCUCGCGCAUCUCAACAGCCCCUACGCACGUUGGGCGCAUAUCCACGGCGCGGAAUGACGUCUCAACAAUGCGUAGGCUAUCACCACCAGCACGUAAUAUCUCAUUGACGGCUGCACGGAACAUCCCAACGAAGUCAUCAGCACGUAAUGCAUCGCCUGCAGCACGGACUCUAUCAUCGUCAGGACCACGUGACAUCUCAGCGACGCCGGCUGCACGAAGUGUGAAUAAAUUAUCUCGGAUGGGGUUCUCGACGCUGGAGGGGUGGCAGCCGGCACCGAUAACGGCGUGUUCUCCGCCUGCGAAGCAGAGAUUUGGGGGGAUACGGACAAUCGUGAGGGGGUUUCAGGGGAAGUAGGUGUGUCCUUAGUGACUUGAUUUGCGUUUUUGGUGUAGGGGUGGACUUGUGUGAUGCGCACGCUGGUGUGUCUUCGUUUUUUAUGCAUAUGCCCGUCAGGCUUUCGUUCAUGGCCAGGGCUUACUUAUUAGACGCUGUGUUGUGUGUUGUUGUGUUUCUUGCAUUUUUGACUGUAUUCUCUAUCGUUGUUGUCGUUGUCGUUUUUAUUGCUGUUGUUGUUGUUGUUGUAUGGUGCUUGCGAUAACUUACUUGUGUUUCGAUCGACAUUGUAACAUAUGCAUUUUUUGAUACUCGUUUGUAAUUUUAUUGAGUAACAAGUCGUUUCAGCUUU